UCUAGCUGUUAUAAAGCACGUCAGUUGACGCGCCACUUUGAUUUUCUUCAGUUUAUCUAUCUGAUAUUAACCAGAUAGGCAGCAUGCACUGGGAGAAAUCACAGCCAUCAGCCGUGGGCAGGUCCAGGCCAUACCAAGGUGUGCGAGUCAGGGAUCCUGUCAAAGAGCUGCUGAGGAGGAAGAGGAGCCUGGAGCUUCACAGCACCAAGACACUGCCUCCUACUGGGGACGUGGUCUCACACAACAACCAGCCGUCAUUUACACAAGGUAUCUUUGGCUGUGAUGUUGCCAGCGGAUCCCCAGCCGAAGCGCCGACCACAGCUGCUGAUGGAGGGCUGCAGUGUGCGGGGUGGAAAGCGACCAGUCCUGGGCUGCAGGCCGCCGCCAUGUCCUGGUCGACGCCUGACUACAACCAGCAGGACCCCUCAGCUCAGACUCUGACCUACCCAGCCACUCCGACACUUACUAUGCAAACUCUGUGUCCCAGCUACACCAUGCUGACCUACACACACACACCACUGCUGACAAACUUUGGGACCAUACCAGUGGCACCAGCCCCAGCCUCCCUGCCUCAAGUGGAGCUCCAAGACUCAGGGUUGACCUAUCUUCCUUGGGCCCAGCCACUCACCACUAUAUCGACCAUGCCUAAUCACGGGGUGCAGUUUGCCCCGGGUUCUGCAGCGCUGCCUGGGUCGCCUCUGGUACACAUGCCACUGUCCAUGUCGUUGACCGCCAUGAUCCCACAGCUGGAGCCCCAGGGUAUGGACCCUCAGCCCGAGAUCCUGGAGAUCCCCGAGCAUUCAGAGCAGCAAGCUCAAGGUCAGUCUCUGAACGAAGACCCGGAGGUUGAGGCGGAAUCACCAAACCUACUGGACAAACUUCUCGAGGAUCACAAAGAACAUGGUGAGGAGGAGGACAAAGACUCGUACAGAAGCUCCCUCUUCAUACCCAAUGUCUGAAGAACAUUUUUUUAAAAUAUGAAAUCAGUAUUUUUACCUUUACAUUUCUUUUUUUUUCCCUCGGGGGCAAGUGCCUAUUGGCCUUUUUGUGUAACUUGAUUACCACAGAUUCUGUCUAUUAUUAAGCCUUUGAGGUCUAACCUAUCUAACUUACCCAAACCAAGUGUUUUCUGUGAUUUGUAAGCAAAACUUGAAAUAGUUUCUCUUAGUUAUCGUGUUUUUUUUGGUGUCCCUGUUGCAAAGACUUGUAAGAAAACAAUGAAAAUCCAGAAAGCGAUUAUUUUGAAAGUAUACAGUAGAGUCAGGGUUCAGGUACGUGUUACCACACAUUAUGACCCAGACUUCACAGAACUAUUAAUUUCUUGGAUAAUUGGGAAUCACACGUCUAUAAUUAUCCAUGCUGGCUCAUACUUAAUAAUAAUAACAAUAAUAAUAAUAAUAAUAAUAAUAAUAAUAAUAAUACAGUUUAUUUAUAGGCGCCUUUCAGACCCUCAAGGUCACCUUACAAAAACACGUGAGCAAUAGCAGCAUAUAUUAAACAUGGCAAAAUCAAAUUUAGAUAGAUAUAAAAUAAAUAAAUAGAUAUAAAAACUGAGCAAGGUAAAGACUCUUCUGGAUUAUUGUGACCUGAGUUUUAUUUUUGUAACUGCUCCUGACUUCCUGUUAUUACAUUUUCAUUAUGUUCAUUUGAUUUAUUAGAAAUUAGUUUAGUGUGCAGCAAUAAACAGAACUGAAAGACAAAUCAUUUCUUGCAUAGAGACUAGUGUAAUUCUAGUAGUCUGUUACCUACAGUGCAAAGGUCUUAAGCAAAGGCUUCAUAUCUUUAUAUCGUCAAUGGGAAAUGGGCACGGCGCAUUACAUACAUGUAAACACAGUAUAUUUGUACAAUGAGCUUAGAAGUCCAUAUUUGGUAUGACCACAGAGCCUUACCUGAAAUCACAGGCAAGUUUCAUGUGACUUUUAAAAGCCUCCUUCAAGUUUUUCUUUGGAUGUUGGACGCAGUGUUUUGCAGCUUGUAGUGAAAACCAUUGCAACAUUGUUCAAGAUGAACUU
Haplochromis burtoni (Burton's mouthbrooder) is the source of this 2012-nucleotide messenger RNA. Its product is annotated as POU class 2 homeobox associating factor 1. Gene Ontology annotation, cellular component: RNA polymerase II transcription regulator complex. The transcript is spliced from 5 exons. Gene Ontology annotation, biological process: positive regulation of transcription by RNA polymerase II. Gene Ontology annotation, molecular function: transcription coactivator activity; DNA binding; POU domain binding. The record is from RefSeq and is a predicted model, not a curated record. NCBI's taxonomy places the organism in Eukaryota, Metazoa, Chordata, Actinopteri, Cichliformes, Cichlidae. Bases 84 to 959 code for a protein of 291 amino acids.